This is a messenger RNA of Triticum turgidum subsp. durum (durum wheat), 1659 nucleotides long. NCBI's taxonomy places the organism in Eukaryota, Viridiplantae, Streptophyta, Magnoliopsida, Poales, Poaceae. The record is from the annotation of a GenBank genome assembly.
AUGGCUGCUGCUGCUGCUGGCGCCACGAGGAGGGCCGCCUCCUCGCUCGCCUCCCGCUGCCUGCUCUCCAGGCCCGCAGCGUCGCCCGCUGCUGUCCCCUCCGCGCUCCGCAGGGCAGAUGGAGCACGUGGAUUGUUGCCAGGACUCCUUCAGAGGUUCGGCACUGCCGCAGCAGCAGAGGAGCCCAUUUCGCCUUCUGUCCAAGUGGGCGAGACGCAGCUCCUUAUCAACGGCAAAUUCGUUGAUGCUGCAUCUGGCAAGACCUUCCCGACUCUGGAUCCUCGCACUGGGGAGGUGAUUGCCCGUGUGUCUGAAGGAGAUGCCGAAGAUGUUGACCGUGCAGUUGUUGCGGCGCGCAAGGCAUUCGAUGAAGGGCCAUGGCCAAAGAUGACUGCCUAUGAGAGAUCCCGGAUUCUUCUGCGAUUUGCUGAUUUGAUAGAGAAGCACAAUGACGAAAUUGCUGCACUGGAGACGUGGGACAACGGGAAGCCCUAUGAGCAAGCUGCCCACAUCGAAGUGCCAAUGCUUGCUCGGCUUAUGCGGUACUAUGCAGGCUGGACUGACAAGAUCCAUGGCCUCAUCGUACCGGCUGAUGGCCCGCACCAUGUACAGGUGCUGCACGAGCCGAUUGGUGUCGUGGGUCAGAUCAUCCCGUGGAACUUCCCACUUUUGAUGUAUGGCUGGAAAGUUGGCCCUGCUUUGGCCUGUGGGAACACCAUCGUUCUCAAGACUGCUGAGCAAACUCCUCUAUCUGCCCUCUAUGUUUCUAAGCUGUUGCAUGAGGCUGGACUACCCGAAGGUGUCCUCAACAUCGUAUCUGGUUUCGGUCCUACUGCUGGGGCUGCUCUUGCUAGCCACAUGGAUGUUGACAAGAUUGCAUUCACUGGAUCAACAGAUACUGGGAAAGUUAUUCUUGAGUUAUCUGCACGGAGCAAUCUUAAGCCAGUGACACUGGAGCUAGGAGGCAAGUCUCCUUUUAUCGUCAUGGAUGAUGCAGAUAUCGACCAAGCCGUUGAGCUUGCGCAUUUUGCGCUGUUUUUUAACCAGGGACAAUGCUGCUGCGCUGGGUCUCGCACGUUCGUACAUGAGCGUGUUUAUGAUGAGUUUGUUGAGAAGUCCAAGGCUCGCGCUUUGAAGCGUGUAGUUGGUGAUCCAUUCAGGAAAGGUGUUGAGCAGGGCCCUCAGAUUGAUGACGAGCAAUUUAAGAAGAUCUUGCGGUACAUUAAGUCGGGUGUGGACAGUGGAGCCACCCUUGUGACAGGUGGUGACAAGUUGGGUGACAAAGGUUACUACAUCCAGCCAACAAUUUUCUCAGAUGUGCAGGAUGGCAUGAAGAUUGCCCAAGAGGAGAUAUUUGGGCCUGUUCAGUCGAUUUUCAAGUUCAAUGACCUCAACGAGGUGAUCAAGAGGGCGAACGCAAGCCAGUACGGAUUGGCCGCAGGUGUUUUCACCAACAACCUGGACACGGCCAACACCUUGACGCGUGCCCUCAGGGCUGGCACGGUCUGGGUGAACUGCUUCGACAUCUUUGACGCCGCGAUCCCCUUCGGCGGGUACAAGAUGAGCGGCAUCGGUAGGGAGAAGGGCAUCGACAGCCUGAAGAACUACCUGCAAGUCAAGGCGGUCGUCACCGCACUUAAGAACCCCGCAUGGUUGUGA